CAACAACAACAUAACGCUGGGCCGUCGCGUGCCGGCGGAAUUUAGUUCACGGGACGUAACGAGACGUUUUUGGGAGAGUUACUCGGGCUUCCCUCCCCCUUUUUAAAUAAGAAUUUCCACAGUUUCUUUUACACCUGGAAGAAGGUUUUUUUUUUUUUUUUUUUUUUUGGUUGGUCAAAGGGACACUGGACUCAUCUGUUUAUCCUCAAAGCCCUGUCUGCUCGCCACACUAAUGGCUGUUGCAUUGCCGAAGCUGAGCAGUGGUGGCGCUGUCCGUAUCCGCUUCACCAGCCUGGAUGUGGGCACGACCAAAUGGAGAGAGGGAGUGUUUGAGGUCCAUGAGAGAGACAACAAAAGCAAUCUGGUGUUGAAGUUUAACAGUGGUGGAGCGCCAAAAUAUUUUCAGUUGAACCACAAUGUGAAGAAUGUUGUUUUGGGCCCUAUCCACAGUCAAAACCGCUUGUCGCUCACGCUGAAGGAUUCAAGUGUUGUCAUUUUGGAAAAAUUGCCCACCACAGUCGCAAAAAAACUAAAGGAAUAUCUAGAGGUGAUUAAGCAAGGGAAGCAAACAGCUUUUAAGACGAAUCAGGGAAGUGCCAGUUUUGGGUUAGUUCUUGGAAACCGGACCACACAAAACGACCCAGGUUUAUCAUCGUCAGAAAAGCAGAUGACCCCACGCAGGUCGAGUUUGGACAACAGAGAAGAGAGCACCCCACGAAAGCCCCUUGGGAGUCCAAGCAGAGUCACAUCAACACCUGUACGAAGUGGAUUAUCAGAAAACAGGAGUGAGAAAAGGAAACGGUUGAUGAACUCCGAUACUGAUUUAGUAGAGGACUACCCCAAAGAGAAUGACUCCUCUAGCAACAAUAAGGCCAUUUCAGAUGCUUCCAGGAAGUUUUUGCUCAGUUGCAAAGACAAACUGAAGCAGUCUGAGGAGAAUAGGAAUUCAGCUCCUCUUGGCUCUGCACCACUUCAACCAUCAUCCUUUUAUGGCAGCAGAACAGGAACUAAAGAUUAUACACAAACACAUUCCCUACUAGACAGACCUGCCAGCACGAACCAGUCACCUGCGGCUAAAAGAAGUCUGGUGCUGCCUAAUCACUCCACUCCCUUUAAGAAGGUCCGCUCGUCUCUUGAUUAUGGUGGAUGGAACAAGCUGAGACCCUCUGCUCUCAGUCAACCUCAGCCACCUUUGCAAGGGUUCUCUAACCUGGGAAACACUUGCUACAUGAACGCUAUACUGCAGUCACUAUUCAGCCUGCCGUCUUUUUCAAACGAUCUUCUAAAACAGGGGAUUCAGUGGAAGCGGGUCCCUAUGAAUGCUCUUUUAAGGCGCUUUGCUCACCUCCUUUUGAAAAAAGACAUUUCAUCUCCAGAGGUAAAGAAAGACUUGCUGAGAAGGGUGAAGAAUGCCAUUUCCUCAACCGCUGAACGCUUUUCUGGGUACAUGCAAAAUGAUGCCCAUGAGUUUCUGAGCCAGUGUUUGGAUCAGCUAAAGGAAGAUGUGGAGAAGAUUAAUAAGAGCUGGAGAAGUGAUUCAUCAGCCUGGGAUGAGCCCCAGAGCACACGACUUGCUGAGGAAAUGGAUACAUCACGCAUAUACACAUGUCCUGUUACUGUGAACAUGGAGUUUGAAGUGCAACACACAAUCACUUGCAAAAGUUGUGGGGAGGUGAUUACAAAACGUGAGCAGUUCAAUGACCUGUCGAUUGACCUGCCUCGUAAAAAGAAAACACUUCCUUUAAGAUCCAUUCAGGAUUCGUUGGAUCUUUUCUUCAGGAUGGAGGAAAUCGAAUAUUCAUGUGAGAAAUGUAACGGCAAAUCUGCGAGUGUCACGCAUAAAUUUAGCAGACUUCCAAGGGUGCUGAUUCUUCAUCUGAAACGGUACAGUUACAACACGCAGCUGUCUCUGAACAGCAAGCUGGGGCAGCAGGUCCUAAUUCCAAAGUACCUCACACUUCUCUCCCACUGCACUGAGAACACGCGACCCCCUCUCAAUCUCGGUUGGAGAGUGCAAACUGCCCUGUCUAGAACGCUGAAAACGUCACAAUCUGUGAACAACCCAAUGCUGCGAAAAGGUUCAGUGAAGUACGAUAACACUGGCAGCAUCAUAUGUGACUCUGACAGUGAAGAGGAAUCUGCGAGGAAAGUCAGCCGCAAACACCGUCUGAGUGAAUGUUUCACAGAUGAUGACAGGACGGAAGAGGUAGCGAAAUGUGUUCAGCAGAGUAGUCAAAUGGAUCAAUCAGAAUUCACAGGCAUGAACGAUGAUGAAAUGCUGGCUGCGGUUCUUGAGAUGAGUCGUCAUGAUGCUGGCCCCAAUAUUGAUGAACCAACUAGCAGCCCUGACACAGGGUUUGGUGACACAGAUGCUCAGGAGCUCACACAGCAUUUAGAUCUUUUGGAAGGAGACAAAGCAUCUGGAGACAUGCUGGGCUCUUUGGACCUGACCAUGGAUGAUAACAAAGAGAACCAGACUCCAGAUGGUGGACAGGUUGAGCUAGAUUGGGCGCAGCAGUACAGUUUGGAUCAAGAGCGUGAGGAGCAGGAGUUACAGCAGGCACUUGCUCAGAGUCUGCAGGAACAUGAGGCAAGGGAGAUGAGAGAAGAUGACGAACUGAAGAGAGCAACAGAGCUCAGCUUGCAAGAGUUCAACAGCUCUCUUCCUGAUCUUUUGUGCUCUGAUGAUGACUCGGGAAAUGAGGAUGCUUUAGAAAUGGAGUACAGUGAAGCAGAGGCUGAGGAGUUGAAGAGAAAUGCUGAAAAUGGAGAGCUUGCCAACUCCUUCAGGCUCAUCAGCGUGGUCAGUCACAUCGGCACCAGCUCAUCAUCAGGCCACUACAUAAGUGAUGUGUAUGACAUGAAAAAGCAGUCCUGGCUAACCUACAAUGAUUUAGAUGUGUCCCGUACACAAGAGUCCACUGUUCAGCGAGACAGAGACAGGAGUGGAUACAUAUUCUUCUACAUGCACAAGAACGUGUUUGAGGAGUUGUCAGAGAUGGAGAAGGCAGGAGGAAGCACUGACGCUAGCCGCACAGUCCUGCAACCUUUAUAAAUAGCUUUGUACAUCAGACUUCAACUGGAGUCCUGCGCUUUGGUGAUGAACGGAUAAGCUUAGCCUAGGGUGAAAACCUCUGUCCAAUACUACUGAUCACCACACACACACACACACACACAUACACACCCAUCCCUCUUUUAGGCACUUUCUCCUAUUUUUCUGUUUUCCUUUCUGUGAGACUCUGUCGCUGUUUCUGGAAGUGUCUAAUAUUAAUGUUUAAGUCCAUGUACAUAUAAAGCUUUAUGGCAAAAGGUAAAGUGAAUAAAAUGAAGAAACUGAAAGAAUUUUGAGUUGCUGAAAGGAAUGAUUUUCAGCCUCAAAUCAUAUAAUGUUUUUUUUUUUUAGUUAUUUACUGAAUAUUGCCUUUAAUAAAGUCCCUGAGUGAAGAAGGAGACUUCAUGCAUUAAAUUCAGAUCAAAUGUCUGAGGGUCAGGAAGUGUUUGCCCCUUUUGAGUGGCUUCUUUCACAUUUUCCAAAAUUCUUUAUUGAAUCUAUUGAAUAUAAAGAUUUAUUCUUGUAUGUUUGAGUGACGUUGGGUGUCUGUUUCAUGUUUUAUAUGCAGCUGGAAAUGUGGUGCAAUAUUUACGUUGCCUGUUGGCUUUUAUAUGUUUGUCUUACAGCGAUGAGUGGGAAGGGGAGUUCCAGUUUCUAUUCACAGCUAUACUGAUGACUGUUUAUUGCUAUUUUAAUCCUAUUUUAUAAAUACAAUUUAACAAGUUAAA
Molecule: messenger RNA, 3780 nt
Organism: Clarias gariepinus (North African catfish)
Lineage: Eukaryota; Metazoa; Chordata; Actinopteri; Siluriformes; Clariidae
Gene: usp37
Product: ubiquitin specific peptidase 37
Exons: 24
Coding region: 233-3055 (940 amino acids)
Biological process (GO): protein deubiquitination
Molecular function (GO): cysteine-type deubiquitinase activity
Source: RefSeq, a predicted model, not a curated record